AUGUCUGACCUCAUUUCUCUUCCAGACGGUCAAGAGUUCCUUCUCUAUCGCUGUGGUCGACAGCCAGUGUGUAUAAAGAAGCUAAGUUGGGAGUACCUAGUCCAAAGUAAGACUUACGAGGGAAAACCGGGUGAUGCCAAGAAGAUCCUCACCGAAACGGUACGCCUGGGUCUCCAACAUGAGGGACUCGAAGAGGAAGCUGUCACUAGGCUCGUAAACUGUUUAUGGAAAAAGAAAGCGAUUCAAAAAAAAUUCAAGGAGAUAGCCAGUGACGUUAAGACGUCUAUAAAACGUAACAAGGGGGCUAGUAUUAUCUUGGAUAGCCGAGUUUCUGCAAGUAGUUCAGAAGCGGUCGACUAUAACCAACUAGUCGAUUACAACCAACCACUACCACCACCUCUUUCUUAUGGUUAUCCACCAACCAUCGGACCAAACUUUGAUCUGCGUGUUCUGGUGUUGGUAUUAUUAAUAAUAUUAUGUCAGAAUGGUGUUGUCAUACCUGAAGUUUACGUAGACAUUAAUCAACAAGUAGACAACGACGCUCCACUCCCAUCCGAACAGGAUGAUGUUAAUAUGGUCGAUGACGAAUCCAGAGAUGGGCAGUCAUAA
Messenger RNA from Paraglomus brasilianum, 609 nucleotides. The record is from the annotation of a GenBank genome assembly. Lineage: Eukaryota; Fungi; Glomeromycota; Glomeromycetes; Paraglomerales; Paraglomeraceae.